CGUCCGGCGACGGCGGCGGAGGCUGCGCCGUAGGCCUGGCAGGUACGGCCCCGGCAGUUGGUCCGUCGCGCUGUGGCGGCGAGUGGGGUCCGGAGGCGGUGGGGCCUGCGCGAGGAGCACCCGCGCAGAUUCCUCUCCGAUUCAGGGCUUUCUCCUGCUACCCCUAGCUUGGGCUGGCCAGGGCAUCACGUGCUCCUCUGGCUGCCCGGACCAUGGAUGGCUCCUUCGUCCAGCACAGCGUGCGGGUCCUGCAGGAACUCAACAAGCAGCGGGAGAAGGGCCAGUACUGCGAUGCCACCCUGGACGUGGGGGGCCUGGUGUUCAAGGCACACUGGAGUGUCCUUGCCUGCUGCAGCCACUUCUUCCAAAGUCUCUAUGGGGAUGGCUCAGGGGGCAGUGUCGUUCUCCCUGCUGGCUUUGCUGAGAUCUUUGGCCUCUUGCUGGACUUUUUCUAUACUGGACAUCUUGCCCUCACCUCGGGGAACCGGGAUCAGGUCCUUCUGGCAGCCAGGGAGCUGCGAGUGCCGGAGGCUGUGGAGCUGUGCCAGAGCUUCAUGCCCCAAAACUCAGUGGGACAGGCACCAAGUGGCCAGAGUGGCCUGGGGAACCCCGCCCCCUGUGAUGGGAGCAGCUACAACAAGGAGCCAGCGGGCUUGGAGGAAGAGGAAGUUGCAAGGACUCUCAGUCAGGUCCCCAGGGAUCAGGAGCCCAGCAGCAGUCACCGUCCCCAGAGGUCCCCUCUCGGUCUGCCUGCUCAGACUGACAGUCCCUCCUUCCCCCGUGGAAAACUCAAGCAGGCCCUGAAGCAUGGUCCCCCUGAGGACAAGGAGCCGGAGGACUGCAAAGUGCCCACAAGGCCCCUGGAGGCCGAAGGUGCCCAGCUGCAGGGUGGGAGUAAUGAGUGGGAAGUGGUGGUUCAAGUUGAGGAUGACAGGGACGGCGAUUAUGUUUCCGAGACUGAGUCUGUGCCCACCAGGAAGAAGUCCAACAUAGUCAAAAAAUCCUGUGCUCCCGAGCCAGCCCUGAGCACAGGUCCCCACGCAGCUGAGCCCGCUGAGCACAGAAGAGGUCCGGCAGUGCCAGUCGAGUGCCCCACGUGUCAGAAAAAGUUUCUCAGCAAAUAUUACUUAAAGGUCCACAACAGGAAACACACUGGGGAAAAGCCCUUCGAAUGUCCCAAAUGCGGGAAGUGCUACUUUCGGAAGGAGAACCUCCUGGAACAUGAGGCCCGGAACUGCAUGAACCGCUCGGAGCAGGUCUUCACCUGCUCCGUGUGCCAGGAGACCUUCCGCCGGAGGAUGGAGCUGCGGGUGCACAUGGUGUCCCACACUGGGGAGAUGCCCUACAAGUGCUCCUCCUGCUCCCAGCAGUUCAUGCAGAAGAAGGACCUGCAGAGCCACAUGAUCAGGCUGCACGGAGCCCCCAAGCCCCAUGCUUGCCCCACCUGUGCCAAGUGCUUCCUGUCGCGGACAGAGCUGCAGCUGCACGAGGCUUUCAAGCACCGCGGGGAGAAGCUGUUCGUGUGUGAGGAGUGUGGGCACCGGGCCUCGAGCCGCAACGGCCUGCAGAUGCACAUCAAGGCCAAGCACAGGAACGAGAGGCCGUAUGUGUGCGAGUUCUGCAGCCAUGCCUUCACCCAGAAAGCCAACCUCAACAUGCACCUGCGGACGCACACAGGCGAGAAGCCCUUCCAGUGCCACCUCUGCGGCAAGACCUUCCGCACCCAAGCCAGCCUGGACAAGCACAACCGCACCCACACGGGCGAGCGGCCCUUCAGCUGUGAGUUCUGCCAGCAGCGCUUCACGGAGAAGGGCCCCCUCCUGAGGCACGUUGCCAGCCGCCACCAGGAGGGCCGGCCCCACUUCUGCCAGAUCUGUGGGAAAACCUUCAAAGCUGUGGAGCAGCUACGUGUGCACGUCAGGCGGCACAAAGGCGUGAGGAAGUUCGAGUGCACUGAGUGUGGCUACAAGUUCACCCGGCAGGCCCACCUGCGGAGGCACAUGGAGAUCCACGAUCGUGUGGAGAAUUACAACCCACGGCAGCGCAAGCUCCGGAACCUGGUCAUCGAGGACGAGAAGGUGGUGGUGGUGGCGCUCCAGCCGCCUGCCGAGCUGGAGGUGGGCUCGGCCGAGGUGAUUGUGGAGUCCCUGGCCCAGGGUGGCCUGGGCCCCCAGCUCCCUGGCCAGAGACUGUGCAUGGAUGAGGGCUUCACCGGCCCAGGUGUCAUGGAGCCCCCCCUCAUGAUCACGGCUGCCAUCUCCGAGGACUGCGACACGUAGCCCCCUGUGGAGCACCCCCAAGGAGCCCUCUGGCUUUGGACGUGCCUGUUUCGGGCCUGCCACGGUCUGUCCCCCGGGAACCUGGAGCUGCAAAAGGACGCCAGUGACGUGCUUCUCCCUUGCGUGUGCCUGCCUGGGCCUUCCUGGCCACCCUCUCAGUUGGCAGCUUCCCCGUCUUGCCGGGAGACCCAGCUCGGGGAACGUGGGCCUCUGGCCCUGGACCUGCUCUGUGUCUAUUUUCCUCAUUCCUUCUGGACCGUGGACUGGGAAGCCUUAGCCAGACACUGAUGGUUUCCUCUUUCAUAUUUCAGGUGAGACCAGCUAGUGGAGGUAGAACUCACUCCUAAGCCUCCGGGAGUCAAAAGAGCGGCCAGGGCCCCUGCCGAUGGCCUCGCUGGCUCGAGGCAAGAUGGGCACAGAUGCCUGGGCCCUGAGGCGGCCGGCGUGGGUCAGCCCUGUGGACGCUGGCUGGUGGCGUGCCCACCAGAGGGCUCCCUUCCCUCGGGGGCCCAGCUCGGCUGCUCGGGGGUGCAGGGAGGCCAGGCCAGGCCGGUGAGAGGCCUCGGUGGUCCCAGGGCAGUGCCUGGUGCUCAGGUUCCCCAGCUGCGGGGCGGGGUGCCCGACGGCCUGCGGGCUGCCUUUGAGUCCCUUCACCUUCUGUAUUUAUAGCUCUGUGGCCCUGGGCGGGUUACCAGCUGCUGGCUGCUUUCACUUUCUUAUCUUUCAACAGAAUUGUAACAGUACGUGCUUCACAGACAAGGAAUAAAUGAGAAAACUCACUGUCCGGUUACUUGUUGCUGGAUAACAAGCCACAUGCACACUUAACGGGGCUCGGGGACUUGCUUUCACCAGGACUUGCUCACGUGGCAAGUUGGUGCUGCCUGUCAGCUGGGACCUCAGCCAGGGUGGGGGUCCGGGGCCUGGGUGCCACUCCCCACACUGCCUAGGCUUCCGACAGAAGGCUUGGAAGUCAGGUGUUGUCACCUCUGCCUGUUCUGUUGGUCGCAGUCACCAAAACACCACUCCCGAGACUCGAGGGGAGAGGCUGUGGCCUCCGUCACCCAAUGGGAGGACUGUCAGACUCAGCAGCCACAGUUUAAAACUGCGGAAGCUCAGUGCUCGGCACCCAGGAAAUUCCAAAGCAGUGUGAUCACCAGAGCAGAUCCAAAGCAGUGAGUCUGGAGGCACCCUCACCGGGGCCUCCUGGAACAUCGGCCCCACGCCAAAUCCCUCCUGCAGUGGGCGGCUAGGAAAGUUUCUGUGUUACACCCAGAACCCAUCUAGCCAUCCUUCCUUUUUCAUCUUGCCCACUGGGGAGCUCAGAGCUAAAGACAGUAUCAUAUGCAGUAACUGACACCCCAGGUUUCUGACUUAUUUUCCUAUCAGGUUAUAAACAUCUUCCUGUUUGGGAAAGGGUAUUAAAAAAACAAACCCUAGUCUCCUUGUUCUCCCUCUCACCACCCAGGCCCUGCCUCUCCACCCUGCCCGCCAGAGGAUGUGUAAGAUGUUCCCAAGCUUGAUGGCUUGUGUGAACCCCCAGUUUGUCUUGGGGUCUCCUCCUUAUUUUGAGGUUCAUCCCAUGGCCCUUGUGUGCUCUGCCUAUGGCUGACACAGGAGGGGCAGAGGGGAGGGGGAGCUCCAGCAGGGAGAAUGAAGAGAUUUAACCUGCCUGGGUCCCCAACUGGAGGACAUGCAAGGGAGGUGACAGACCCCACCCACCCGGAAGGCCCAGCCGUGAUACCACCAAGCAGCCCUGCCCCUCAGCCUCUUGGGCUCGGCCCUCCUUUCCACUCACACCUCAGGAGGGUCUGAGCUGAAGGGCCCGAGGUCCUAAACAACCCCCCUAAGCCCCGCAGCGUGUCCCUCGGCUCCCCAACCCCACCCUCCAGGGGAGGUGCUUCUCUGCCAUCCUUGCCCUACGCCGGGCCUCGCCCUGGAGGAUUCCCAGAAGGCACAGCAGCACAGGGUGGCAGCAACAUCCAAUGUCUAAGAAAAGUUUUUAUUUCAAAAAGUAUUAAAGCCAUCCUAAAAGCUUAAACAAGAUUCUGGACAUGAAAGCUUACAAAAUAAAC
Messenger RNA from Choloepus didactylus (southern two-toed sloth), 4351 nucleotides. It is a transcript of the gene ZBTB48, whose product is annotated as zinc finger and BTB domain containing 48. NCBI's taxonomy places the organism in Eukaryota, Metazoa, Chordata, Mammalia, Pilosa, Megalonychidae. The coding region runs from base 213 to 2279 and encodes 688 amino acids. Gene Ontology annotation, biological process: regulation of transcription by RNA polymerase II. Gene Ontology annotation, molecular function: DNA-binding transcription factor activity; RNA polymerase II cis-regulatory region sequence-specific DNA binding; protein binding. The transcript has 11 exons. The record is from RefSeq and is a predicted model, not a curated record.